AUGGAAGAUCCUGCAGCUCUCUCUCAAGCCCAUGGGGGCGCUGGUGCCAAGGCAGGUGCUGAGGGAGAUGGGGAGGUUGUGUCUCAGCCCAGCCUUCCCAGGUCUGAGGCUUCUGGGGUGUCUGAGGUAAUAAGCUCGGCCUCUCUGCAUGUGGAAGAAGGCUGGGCCACACUCCCUAUGGCUGUGAGUCCUGUCCAGCCCCUCACAAGUGGCUCCCGGCCUGCCCAGGCCUCAGGGGGUGGGGCUAGGCCAAAUCCUCUGCAGGAGCGGAGCAGCGGCAGCUGGACCAAGCAAAUCCUCUGCCGGUAUUAUCUUCAUGGGCAGUGCAAGGAGGGAGAGAAUUGUUGCUACUCCCAUGACCUUGCUAGGCAGCAGAGGGCAAGGGAGAGCCAAGGUUUGCAUCCCCAGGCCUCUUCAGAGAGAGUACGUAGUGUGGCUGUGCAGAGUGAGCCCCCCACUGAGGAAGAGCUGGAGGCCCCACCUGCUGCAUCCUCAAGCUCCUUUCCUCUGUUUGGGUUGGCUGCUGAAAACAAUUUCUUUGAAGCUGAGGUAGACCAUUCAGGAUUUGAAGCUGCUGGAGGAGAAGCAGGUAUGGAAGGCUGGGUGAGUGCUUUUGAGUUUGCUCCUGCACUGCCCUACCAAGGUUUCAUGGUCUAUGCACAGGCCUUCCCAGCUCCUCUUCUGACACCAGUGAUUGCAAGUGAGCAGAUACCUGUACGCAUGUGGGUCCCACUUUGCCGCUAUGCUGCCAAUGGGAAUUGCAUUUAUGGGGAGAGAUGUAUGUACCUCCAUGGUGAUGUAUGUGACAUGUGCGGGCUGCAGGCCUUGCACCCUGUGGAUGCUGACCAGAGGGAAGCCCACAUAAGGGCCUGCAUUGCAGCACAUGAGAGAGAUAUGGAACUCUCAUUUGCUGUGCAACGCAGUGUGGACAAGGUGUGUGGCAUAUGCAUGGAGGUUGUCUAUGAGAAAAACCAGCCUGCCCAACGCCGCUUUGGUAUCCUUUAUGGCUGCAAGCAUACCUACUGUCUUUCUUGUAUUCGCACAUGGAGAAGUGGUACACAGUUUGAGAACAGAAUCAGUAAAUCCUGUCCACAGUGCAGGGUCUCUUCCAGCUUUGUCAUUCCCAGUGUGUACUGGGUAGAGGGUGAGGAGGAGAAGGAGCAGCUUAUUCAGGAAUAUAAGGAGUCACUGAGACACAAGCCCUGUAUGUAUUUUGCUGAGGGCAGGGGUCAUUGCCCAUUUGGAGAUAACUGCUUUUACAAGCAUGAGUACCCUCAUGACCAGAAAGUGCAUUAUCCCAGGUCAGGUGGUGAUGAAUCCAGCGGAUACUGGCAUCAGAUUUUGGAGCCCGUGUGUGUGGAAGAGAGUAACAGGCUCUUCGAGAGUAGUAAUGGCGAGCUUUUCACACUUCGCAUGGCAAAGGUGUUGUUUAAGAAGUUUCUUGCACUGAGAAAUGGUAUUCCUUUCUCUGAUGACCAGUAG
This is a messenger RNA of Octodon degus (degu), 1482 nucleotides long. It is a transcript of the gene Mkrn3, whose product is annotated as makorin ring finger protein 3. The transcript has a single exon. Gene Ontology annotation, biological process: protein polyubiquitination. The record is from RefSeq and is a predicted model, not a curated record. The coding region runs from base 1 to 1482 and encodes 493 amino acids. Gene Ontology annotation, molecular function: metal ion binding; ubiquitin protein ligase activity. NCBI's taxonomy places the organism in Eukaryota, Metazoa, Chordata, Mammalia, Rodentia, Octodontidae.